AUGGCACCGCAAUUUAAGAAGCUCACUGACUGCCCGGAAAACCUCCGUGAGUCCAUCGACUGGCUCAUACAGGUGAGGCAUGGGAAUGGUAUGGAUGGUAUUGGUGAGUUGGCCAAAGCUUUGCAAAAGCUGAUUGGGGAGGCUAUUGAAAAAGCGUAUACUACUAAUAUUGAUGCGCUUCUUAAGCUUCUUGAUUCUGCCAAGUCUUACAACUGUUGCAAGGAUAAAGUGGCUGAAAUUGGGAAACUUAAGGACUCCGAAAAAAUUGAAGAUGAGAGUUUAAAGAAACUCUUACAGUGUGUUGAAGAUCAUAAAACGUCCUGUUACAAUCACCUGGACCAUUCCCAGCAGAAAUCAUACGAUGAGAUUGAGUCCAAGUUGGAUCAACUUAAAAAUCAUAAAGAGAGUCUUGAAGGAUUGACGGAUGAAAGUCAAUGUAAAGUGUUACUUACUAAUUUAUGUGAUGGCCUCGAGACCUUCCUAGGUUACGACUCAAAAUCCAAAGGCUACACUGGCCAGGGGAUUGUGUACUCCGACCUUGACAGGCUGUGUGACGGGGUGAUGGGAUUUUUGCUUGGUGUGCUUAAAGAGGUACAUGAAAAUAACAACUUAUCACCUUAUAAAACAACAUUAAAUGAAGCAGUAACUAAAUUAAAAGAACAGCGAUAUAAUGGUAAAAAAGGUUUGGUGGCUGUGAUUGACCCGGUCAAGCAGGGGAUUGCGGGGUGGUUGGGGGAGGUGGAAAAAAGAAAUAAUGAUGUAACGAAAUAUAUCAAUUUUUUACAAAAUGACGCAAUUAACGCUGCUACUGGUAUCGAAAAAUGGAAAAAUCAAGCAUUUGAUGAAGCCUCCAAAAAACAUGGUGAGUUGCACAAUUGGAUCAAAUCCAUCAAGGCGCUAUCCAACCAACCGUAUUAUGCCAUUCAUGCGCUCGAAUACGUCGAUAAAAAUCUCAAAAACGAUUUACUUCCGCAUAUCACUUUACUUAAUAACGCCAUUGAUACUUUCAAGCAGAAUACGGUUGAAGAUUAUAAUGGACUCAACGCGGUGGCAAGCGAUGCAAAAUUUCAAAUUAAUGCUCUUGAAAACAUGGUUAAACAAGUUGCUGUAGAACAGCAGCAGAUUUGUAGGAAGAAGCUGGAAGAUGCGUUUCUCGAAAAAAUUCAGUCGCCGAUUGAAAAACUGAAUGAGAAGCUGAAGGGUCUUAAUGGUGAAUUAAAGACGUGGAUAGAUAAGGCCCAUUUGUUAGUGAGCAAAGCAACCGCACAAUGUGAAAGGAUAGUAAGGGAGGUUCAAGAUCAAGGCCAUGGAAAACAAAAAUCCGCGAAUCGUACAGCCGUGGAGACAGCGGCGGAAACAUUAAGGGACAGAGCGAAUGUGCUCUACAAGGCGGCGAAUAACGUAACGAAAAACAUUGACAGCUGGGUUAGGGCGGCACAGAGCCAAUUGCAGCAGUUGGAAGAUGCUGUAAUGUGGGAUUUAAAUGGCGUUAAAGAUAACCUGUUGGCAGGGUUUGGGAAGUAUUUGACGGGUUACGUUGGCAAAAUUCAACAGGAGGUAAAGAAGAUUACGGACUAUAAGACAGGUUUACAAAAAAUCGAACAUGCGGUGAAGGCCUAUGCUACGGACUUCAAGAGUGAAGAGGGUUUUGGGACAAAAGUGAAGAUGUGGGUUGAGGAGAUUAUUGAAGACAGUGCUUACGUCAAGGAGAAGCUUAAGGCUUAUGCUGGCAGUAAGGUCCAUCAAGGUAGGUUCAGGCAGCCACAAUAUACAGCGUCGCAGCCAGAUAUAGCAAUUUCCAAGUUUUACCAGGAUAUUGCAGAGGUUUUCAAGACCAUGCUAAGAGCAGAAAUCCGUGAUGCAGCUUUAAUGGUACAACAGAUGAUCGACUCUGAUGGCGGACCUGCAGAAAAAAUCGAAGAUAAUAUCGUAGCUAUUCAUACUGGUUGUGAGCAAUUCGCAAGUGGCAUUGAAGCAGCCAUUGAAAAGAAAGCAUCUGGUAUUAUGAAUCCAAUGUCUGCAGGUUUUUAUACGUUUGCUAAGGAUAUAGCUAGGGAAAUUGAGAAAGUUGUUUUGGAAAACCCUGCACGACCUGAUUCUCUACAACUUGAAGAUUCUCUUGAAAACGCAGUCCGCUAUACUCUUGCCAAACUCAUUGCCUCUGCUAGGCAAAAAGCUGCUGACCUUGGAUGGCUCACCGGCGAGGACAACAACCAAGCCAACAUCGGUAAAGUGGACGUCUCUCUCGAUGUGGCUACAAAGCUUAAUGAGGCUCUCAGAACGGCGACUGAUCCCGAUUCCUCAACUGGCAAAUCCUACGUCGAGGAUAAAAAGGCUCUCGCCGAUUACUCUGUAAUCCAGGACAUAUCUCAGGAGCUGGAAAGAGAGUUACCAUUAGCAAUUGUAGAUGGCAGUUCUACGAAUAAAGUCCAAUUAACUAAGUUUACAUCGUCGUUCACCAAUGCUCGGCCUGAUGGCGCCAACGAAACCAAGAAAAAAUUACUCACAGAGAAAAUCAAAGAAAUAGAAACAAAGGUGCUACAGAAGCAACAUUUGGGGCAAGUUAUGAGCACCACGACUAACGGUGCUACGGAUGAUAAAUUCUACAGUGAUACCUUCCAAAAAUUGUGCGAAGUCGUAGAAAAUAAACUAAAAACUCUGUGCAAAGCUGUUGCCGAUUUGGUUACGAAUAAGGGAGAUGAGAACACUAUCACUCCAGAUGACAAACGUGGCCUACAAAACCUCAUGGCUGACAUGAAAUCCAUGCUUGAUGAGAAAUAUUUAGAUGGUAAAUUUUAUAAACUUCCAAACAGACUCAGACAGAUACAGAAACGUCUCAACGGCAUAAUAGGCACCGAGGAUGAUUAUGAUAACAGUGAAACCCUUGUCGGCAUACUCGAUGCCUGUGGGAAAUUUUGCGGCCAAACGAUCAAUGAGAUAGUGAAAGAUAGCAUCACCCAAAUCAAGACUACCGUGAAAGUAGAAGUCGCGUCCAAAAUCGCGAGCAUCCAAAGAUCGGCUCUCGCCAAUUUCGCAAAGUCCAAGGAGGCCGAGCUUCACAAUCUGCAAGAGCUGAUCAAGGAUAAAAAUAGGGUGAUUGCAAAAAUAAUUAGAGACGAUUUGGAAAGCGAAUUGAAGGGUAUGAUGAAGAAAAUGAAUGCGCAAAAAGGUACGCUUGAUACAAUCCACGGUCUUGCAACACCUUCGCCAGGUACACCUGUUAAGGACAACGCUCAAAAAUUCCGACAAAUCUCAACUAAUUUCAAAUCGUAUUACAAUACAAUUCACGAGCAUAUUGAAGACCAACUUAUCCCAAAGCCGAAGUCCAGUCCACCCCCACCUCCCAUUUCCGGUGGCGGUUACAGAGCACGUCCGGCAGCACCUAUCCCUCAACCUAAAGGGAAUCCACCAGGCCGAGUCGGAAUGUCUGCCAAAACUGCGCCAACAGGCCAGCAGCCUCCACAAACCACCAAGAAUCUCAUUGCAGAAUACAUUGAGAGACUUAAAGUGCAUUCCGACAGACUUUUCGGCACGCUCUCCGCUGGUUACUUUAGUAGAUCCUUCGCAACAAAACUGGAAAAUCUAAAAGAGUUCCUCAGCUCCAUGCGCUUUUCAAAUUUUGCAGGUAUUGGCAGUCCAUUAUUCGACAUCCUUAGGUUUGGCAUUCAGUCUCUCACAACCGAACUUGGGAAGGCGUAUAUAUCGGUGUGUGAUACUCAGGCGUACAAUUUCCAAUGGAAUGUUGAUAAAAAUUCGGAGAACUGCGCCAAGGUUUUCGUUACCAUACUCGGAAUGAUUUUCGAAGAUUUGAGUACGUUAAAAACAGAAUGUGACAGACGUUUCUCCAUAAGUACAAUAAGCCUAUCUUCGGAUCUUGGAGGUUUGUUUAAGCGCUACGGUUACGUCGUAGCCAAGGACUCCAAAUCACAAGACGGUGAGCUGAGGCGUAGUGACGAGAUGAAUGGUACGGCAGUUCGAGGGAGAAUCGUCGGCGAUUAUCCACGUGUUUUUAAUUCCUCUGCUGAUACUAGACAUGCCAUCAACAGUCUCUUCGAUUGCUUAGAAACGUAUAAUCAGGUAUGUCACCUGUCCACUUUCUAUGCAUGGAGGCAGCCAUGCUCCGUGUACGAGAUGCUUGUUUGGUUGGCCGGUUUGCCUUACAACAACGUAUAUGCCGUGUUACUAUCUGACGGUUUAACUAACGUUCUGACGAAGCCGAAGAGGAAACCGAUAGAGACGGGUGAGGAUGACUUCGAAGUGGAGUUCGACGACCUGAAAGCCUACUACGCCGAUACCUAUCCUAAUCGGGUAACACAUGGCGACAUUAUUGCAGCGUUGGGCCAUGUCUGCUCAACGUCAUAUGACGUGUUGGCCACUAUUGCUGGUCACGGUGACGAAUUCACAACGUACGCAGCUGACUUCUGUACGAACUCACUUAAUCUAAAAUACCCUGCGUCAGGGGAGGAAUGCUUGCAUAACAUCGUUGAUAUCCUACGUAGAAUGUUACCGCAGCUCCAAUAUCUGUUCAGCCGAUGCAAACUAAGUGCUAUGCACGGUGGAUGGUCGCAAUGCCUUUACGGCAAGGACGUCACGACAACCAAAUGGCCAUGUAACAACCACUCAUCCGACAAACCUAGCACUAAAGCAAAUUGCCAACCAACGUCGCCACUAAUGAGCUACAUAACUGACUCACUUCCCGGUCACCAGCCUCACCAAUUGAGUUCCAUUGGAUGCAAGUAUGACUGCGCCAACUGUCCGUCCGUGUCCAGAAAAGGUAUGCCUUGCCUAACUCCACUUGGAUUCAGAGGUUUCUCUGGGUCCACGCGCAAAGGUGAGGAUAUAUGUGAAAUUUUGGAAAAACUCUUCUCAAACUUCUAUUUGUCGUCUCUAUUCUGUAUAGUUCCCAAAACGCCGGCAUCAUUGCCCGAACACUACGGUUUCGUAUUAUCGUUGGUUGAGGGUUGGCACAGUACCAAAACGUCACGCAAAGGCCUCAUUAUGGAGUCCAUUGAAACAUCAAUCGGGAAACAAUCGAUUGGACUAUAUGACGACACGAGCAAGCUGACAAAUGCGCUUGCAAAUGCGUAUGGAAGCAGCCAGACUAUUCAUCAAGAUAAAAACCACCUAGGUCCACUUGUUGACUUGUCAAGUCUGUCGAUGAAUACCGUAUGCCAGAAGAAAGAUGCGAAACUUCAAUGCGCACCUUACCUUACAUCACUGUGCGUAGAUGCGUAUAUUUACUCAACCCAAAAGCAAUCCAACACCUACCUGUCCUGGGCCAUCUACCUCCCAUGGACAUUCUGGGAUCUGCUCAACAAUCUCUACAACGCUUUCUGCUCAAUUAACUGCCAGGACUGGGCAUGUCGUGAAUGUCUUCGUGGUGAUAAGUGCAAAAAGGGAGGGCAUGGUGUUGUUGAUGAAGAUAAGCCAAAUAACAAAUGCCAAUGCCCUUCCAUCGUCGACUGCAAAGGCGUCGCACCAACGCUCUACCAGUAUGGUUUCGUCUUUGGUGAAGCGUCGACGCUGAAUGACAAGGCAUCGCCGAAGACGUGUUCCGAUUUCUGUAGCCAGUUGAAGAAUGUUCUCAAUUCAGAAUAUUUCAAGAAGCUGUUCAGAGAAUGUGACAACUUCCUAUAUUAUAUCCGGUUCCCCUUCAUGACAUUAACCCUCGCCCUCUGGCUCCUCUCCUUGUUGUACCUUUUCCACAUCAUGAUCAUCCGCCUCGACCUGCUCCACAUCAAAUCGCAUCUUCACUCACCCUCAUCACACCGCAUCACCGCUCAAUCACUACUCGCAGCCGCACGUGUCGGCAAACUUGCCAAGCUCACCUACCUGCAACCUUGA
Babesia bigemina is the source of this 5844-nucleotide messenger RNA. RefSeq lists its product as hypothetical. Lineage: Eukaryota; Apicomplexa; Aconoidasida; Piroplasmida; Babesiidae. The transcript has a single exon. The coding region runs from base 1 to 5844 and encodes 1947 amino acids. The record is from RefSeq and is a predicted model, not a curated record.